AUGCUCUUACCUGGAAGAUUCCUGAAAUCUUUUGCUGGCUUCAUAAAGAAGGGAACCUCUCUGAGGAGGAAAUGACUCGAACGUUUAAUUGUGGGAUCGGUGCUGUCUUGGUAGUUCAGAAGGAGCUGGCUCAGCAGGUCCUCAAGGACAUACAGAGACACGAGGCUGCCUGGCUGAUCGGGAAAGUUGUCUCCCCACAAAAAGGCUCUGCCCGUGUUAAAGUCCAUAAUCUGCUUCGAGCCCUGCAAGCAAAUAGGUCACUGUCUUUGCACAGCCAUAUCCAAGGCAAAAUCCAAACAAACAAAGUGAAGGUUGCUGUCCUUAUCUCUGGAACAGGCACAAACCUGGAAGCCCUCAUAAAUAGCACAAAGAAGCCCACCAGUUUCGCACAAAUAGUUCUUGUUGUUUCUAACAAAGCUGGUGUGGAGGGGUUGAGGAAAGCUGAAAGAGCUGGUAUUCCUACAAGGGUUAUUGACCAUAAAUUGUAUGAAAGUCGCACUGAAUUUGACAGUGCAGUUGACAAAGUCCUUGAAGAAUUCUCAGUUGAACUGAUCUGUCUGGCUGGAUUUAUGCGAAUACUGUCGGGUCCUUUUGUCAAAAAAUGGGAAGGAAAAAUACUGAACAUCCACCCAUCUCUACUGCCUUCUUUUAAGGGAGCAAAUGCCCACAAAUUGGUGUUACAAGCCGGAGUCCGAGUCACAGGCUGUACUGUGCACUUCGUAGCUGAGGAAGUUGACGCUGGAGCAAUCAUUUUCCAAGAGGCAGUGCCAGUUAAGGUUGGUGACACGGUGGAGACCCUGUCCGAAAGGGUGAAGGAGGCCGAGCACCGAGCCUUCCCAGCGGCCCUGCAGCUUGUGGCCAGCGGGGCCAUACAGGUGGGGGAAGCUGGCAAGAUCUACUGGAAGUAG
This is a messenger RNA of Cariama cristata (Red-legged seriema), 908 nucleotides long. Its product is annotated as trifunctional purine biosynthetic protein adenosine-3-like. Lineage: Eukaryota; Metazoa; Chordata; Aves; Cariamiformes; Cariamidae. Gene Ontology annotation, cellular component: cytoplasm; cytosol. Gene Ontology annotation, molecular function: phosphoribosylglycinamide formyltransferase activity. The annotation marks the transcript as partial. Gene Ontology annotation, biological process: 'de novo' IMP biosynthetic process. The record is from RefSeq and is a predicted model, not a curated record. The transcript has 6 exons.